This is a messenger RNA of Ictalurus punctatus (channel catfish), 4269 nucleotides long. RefSeq names its product bone morphogenetic protein receptor, type IAa (gene bmpr1aa). Gene Ontology annotation, biological process: cellular response to growth factor stimulus; BMP signaling pathway; dorsal/ventral pattern formation. The transcript has 12 exons. Bases 1160 to 2812 code for a protein of 550 amino acids. Gene Ontology annotation, molecular function: SMAD binding; transforming growth factor beta receptor activity, type I; ATP binding. The record is from RefSeq and is a predicted model, not a curated record. Lineage: Eukaryota; Metazoa; Chordata; Actinopteri; Siluriformes; Ictaluridae. Gene Ontology annotation, cellular component: signaling receptor complex; plasma membrane.
UCUGUUUGGUGAGGUGUGAAAGCUGUUUUAAAGCCUUGGAAUGGUUCAAAGAACUAAUCCCUGGUCCUGAAAAUGGCAACGUGGGGAUUCUGGUGUGGUCCGCAUCAGGACUGGACGCUAUCCACUCUCAGCAUCGCGUGUCAUGGAGAGGGAAACGUUAUGGUCAAUGGAGACAAAAUGCCUUAUUGAUGUAUGAAAGGAUGCAAGUCUCAUGGCGCUUCUUUUAUGAGAAGCGCUUUUCGUUUUUCGGGUAUUCCUUCGUGCCCUGCUUUCAAAAAGCGCUGUUCUUCACCACUUGAGUGUUUGUUCCACAGGAAAAUAAUGAAAACAGCAAACAAGUUAUCCUAGUAACUACCAUUUUGUGAACAGUUUUGUGUAUGGAAUUGCACAAUCACUUCAAGGAAGGAAUUCUUUUACGUGAUAUGAGCUGCUCCUCCAAACGAGACCAGAAUCAGUCCCUGGGUGCGAACUCAAGUAUUCAGGCCAAGUGUGAAAAAGCGCUUGGGUGCAGUUGGGGGUCCUAGUUUGCAGUCAUUGUAAACCCAUUUCCCUCUUAAACAGCCAUGACUGAGAGCUCAUACUGCAUCUGAGAUCUUUCAGAAGUAACCUUUGUUCUUUAUCUUCUGCCACGUAGCUAGACUUUUGUCCUUUGCUGUUUUUUUAAGCAUGUCUUUUUGAUUAAUUCUUCAGGAGGGAGCGUUAUAGUGAUUAAUUGCACUGGCUUGUAGAGGCCGAAGAAAGAAAAGUGGGUGAUGAUGGAGUGAGGGCCGGUCAGGGGGCACAUCUCGGUAUUCUAAUGCUAAUCCAAUCACAGGAUGAGGCGCAAACCAGGCAAACGGACAAUGGCAGCGGAGCCAGAAAGUCUGCCACGAAGCACCGCAAAGCCUUGAAAGGCAUGUGAGGCAGGACGCCGCCACGGAGGGAAGGACACCGAGAGCUGCCUGUGAGGAGGGGCCUCAGGAGGGAGCAGGGCUUCAUGCCAAGCCAAGCCAAGAGGAGUGUCAUGGCUUAGAGGAUCUUCUAAGGACAAAGCUCUGAGAUUCUAGUGAAAUUCCACCAUCACAAUCGUUGCUCGCGUUCUUCAGUCAUCUGCCUGGGACACCAUUGUUGCUCUGCAGUCUACACGUCAUUGGACAACUCCAUCAGCGCCGGUGUACAGAUGCAGGGACACCUGCAAUUCCAUGUGCUUGCCUCAAAAGCGCUACCAGACUGUUUGAGAAUGACCCGCUUUCACUUAUUCACCAUUGUUCUGUUUCAAGUCUGCAUUGUCCUGCUCCCUCAGACUGAAGCUGGUCAGAACCCAGACCAUGUGCUGCAGGGGGCUGGCGGCAAGCACAGCUCAGACUCCAGAAGACCAGCUCCUGGUUCGACAGUGGAGCCUGAGGAUGCGCCACGUUUCCUCAGCUGUUACUGCUCAGGCCACUGCCCAGAGGACGCCAAGAACAACACCUGCAUGACAAAUGGCCAGUGCUUUGCCAUCAUUGAAGAAGAUGAAAAUGGAGAUGUGUUCUUAAGUUCUGGCUGCAUGAAGUAUGAAGGCUCCCAUUUUCAGUGCAAGGAUUCGCAGUAUGCCCAGGCAAGGCGAACCAUUGAGUGUUGUCAGUCUGACUUCUGUAAUCAUGAUCUAAAGCCUGAACUUCCUCCACGAGAGCCAGAGGUGUUUCUUGCCCCUCACUGGCUGGCCUUGCUCAUCUCUGUUACGGUGUGUUGCUGUGCCCUCAUCUGCAUCACAGUGGUCUGUUACUACAGGUAUAAGUGGCAAACAGAGAGGCAGCACUACCACAGAGACUUGGAGCAGGCCGAAGCCUUCAUUCCUCCCGGAGAAUCUAUCAAAGACCUCAUCCACCAGUCUCAGAGCUCAGGCAGUGGCUCUGGGCUCCCCCUGUUGGUGCAACGUACCAUUGCGAAGCAGAUCCAGACAGUGCGUCUGAUUGGGAAGGGCCGCUGUGGCGAGGUGUGGUUGGCCCGCUGGAGGGGGGAGAAGGUGGCGGUGAAAGUGUUUUGCACCCGUGAAGAGGCCAGCUGGUUCAGAGAGACCGAGAUCUACCAGACCGUGCUUAUGAGGCAUGACAAUAUCCUGUGCUUCAUAGCAGCUGAUAUAAAUGGUACAGGAGCCUCUUCCCAGAUGUACCUCAUCACAGACUACCAUGAGAACGGCUCUCUGUAUGACUACCUGAAAUUCACCACCCUGGACACACAGGCCUUGCUGAAACUGGCCUACUCUACAGCAUGCGGUCUGUGCCACCUUCAUACCGAGAUCUACGGCACGCACGGCAAACCAGCCAUCGCCCACCGGGACCUGAAAAGCAAGAACAUCCUUGUCAAGAGAAACGGCACCUGCUGCAUCGCUGACCUAGGAUUGGCUGUCAAAUUUAACAGUGACAGUAAUGAAGUUGACAUCCCUCUGAGCACUCGUACAGGAACCCGGCGCUACAUGGCUCCAGAGGUCCUCGACGAAAGCCUGAGUAAAAACCACUUCCACGCGUACGUCAUGGCCGACAUCUACAGCUACGGGCUGGUCAUGUGGGAGAUGGGGAGACGCUGUGUCACAGGAGGGAUAGUCGAGGAGUACCAGCUGCCGUACUAUGACAUGGUCCCCUCAGACCCUUCAUACGAAGACAUGUUGCAGGUAGUGUGUGUGAAAGGCCUGCGGCCCACAGUGUCCAACAGGUGGAACAGUGACGAGUGUUUGCGGGCCAUGUUGAGGCUGAUGUCAGAAUGCUGGGCCCACAAUCCACAAUCACGCCUCACUGUUCUACGAGUCAAGAAAACAUUAGCCAAAAUGGUGGAAUUGCAAGACAUCAAAAUCUGAGCCAUGUCUGAACGGAGUUUGUUAGCAAGGCCAGUCAGAGACAGGAUCAGGCUCUGUUCAGUUUAACAUGAGCUGUGAGACCGAACUCGACUUCGAUGCCGUCUUUGCUCCUUCCCUGCUUGACCUCUGGAAAGCACACGGAGCCAGUUUUUUUUUUGUUUUUGUUUUUUCUUUUGCUUUCUGUGAAAGCUGUACAAUCACAGGCUUUGAACAGAUUCAGACUGCAUAUGUGAAUCUUCUAAAAGUCUUGGGAUGGACAACUGAUCUCUCUGCCUUACACACCAAGCUACUUGUUUCUGUGUCAGCUGUGUAUGCAUUUGUCCUUUUUUGGUCUGGGAUGAACCUCAAGUUCCUGCCAUAUGGAAAAACACUUGUGACUUUUUCCCAAGCGCAAUUAUUUGUAAUGUUGGACUACACAAGCUAAAAAAUAAGAAAUAUUCUACUAAUAGUGGUCCAUGGGGCCAGACAAUUCAACCUUUAAAACUGUCAUAAAAGAGUUCCCCGGGUACAUAUGUUAACAUUUUAAUAUAGAUAGUACUUAACGGUCAACUACAAGUCUAAAUCCUGUCUUUCUCAGUAUUUUAAGGGAAUAUUUUGUUUGUUUUAAAGCUGUUCUUAAAAGGAUGUUUUAGAUCUGUCAGUCUGAUGGAAAACAUUAGAGUCCCUGUAUGGACUUCCCUUUGGAGUACUUAUAGACCAGAACAGAAAUACACACGAAAAACACCAGCCUUACUUUACCUUUAUUGCUUUCCAUUCCGCUGAAAAAGCAUGACAUUACAGUCUAUUCAUUACAGGAAGUUUAAACCAACAGUCCUCAUUUUGGUGGCAGACUAAUAUUUAUGCCUUAUCAAAUUUGCCAACUUUUCAAUGUUAUACAAAGGUAAAAAAUUACAGACAAAUAAAUGCUGAAGUUUGAAAAAGAGAAUAAAAAUGCUCUUCAAAAAAAUAAAUUUGCUUUAAAAAUAUACAUAUGUUAAAGAUGGAUGGAGUAACUCAAGUUCAAUGUACAAGAUGAUAAAAUGUCACAGGAAAUGGGUGCUGCAUGAGCAGUGUGUGUACUCUUUGACCAGAAGAGAAUAUUUUGGAAAAGCAGACAGUGUUUUUUUUUUUUUUUUUUUUUUUUUGGGGGGGGUCGUUUUUCGUUCUCAUUUCCCACUGCUAACCUUAUAACUUGCUGAAGGAUUUAGCGCUGUGAUACAUGACCGUUCUUUUUACUCCUGUUUCUCCCAGUUUACUUUAACAAUUGAACUAGCAUCUCUAAUAUGAUGUAUAUAUUUAAAUAUUGUAUUGCCCUGCCCUAUGCUAAUGAAAGGUAAUUGUUAUGUAAUUAUUACACAACUUUUUUAAUAUAACUUCUGGUUGAAUGGGUGCCUUAUGAGCUUGCCAAGAAAGUACAAAUACAGUAUGUAUGAUACUUGUCCAAUAUAUUCAUUUUAAGUAAAUAUUUACUAUAUGAA